Penicillium subrubescens is the source of this 1374-nucleotide messenger RNA. Its product is annotated as glycoside hydrolase family 76 protein. Gene Ontology annotation, biological process: fungal-type cell wall biogenesis; carbohydrate catabolic process. The record is from RefSeq and is a predicted model, not a curated record. Gene Ontology annotation, molecular function: mannan endo-1,6-alpha-mannosidase activity. The transcript is spliced from 4 exons. NCBI's taxonomy places the organism in Eukaryota, Fungi, Ascomycota, Eurotiomycetes, Eurotiales, Aspergillaceae. The coding region runs from base 1 to 1374 and encodes 457 amino acids.
AUGUAUUUGCCUGGUUUUGGGCGUGGGCUGAAGCGCCUGGCGCUCACGCUUCUCUUGUCUAAUCCGACUGGUGCUAUUGAUUUGAGUAUCAAUGAUGAACAAUCCAUCAAAGAUGCCGCCAGCACGACCACAUACGCUAUGAUGACCUAUUAUCACGGAAACGAGACCGGCCAUAUUCCUGGAGCAUUCGCAAGCAAAUGGUGGGAGGGUGCAGCUCUGUUCUUGGCCCUACUCCAGUAUUGGCAUUUCACAGGCGACACAACUUACAAUGAGGAGCUACGGGUUGGAUUACAAUGGCAGUCUGGUGACGAUGGUGACUAUAUGCCUAGCAACUAUAGCAGUUACCUGGGAAACGAUGACCAGAUGUUCUGGGGGCUUGCUGCCAUGACGGCAGCCGAGCUACAGUUCGCAGACGUUUCGGAUGGAUUUUCGUGGCUCUCGCUGGCCCAAGGUGUAUACAACACUCAGAUCAAACGAUGGGAUACGACUGCAUGCGAUGGUGGAAUGCGUUGGCAGAUUUGGCCCUAUGAAUCGGGUUAUACCAUGAAAAAUGCGAUCUCCAAUGGUGGUCUUUUCCAGCUUUCGGCUCGACUUGCUCGGUACACGAAUGAUGCGACAUAUGCGAAAUGGGCCGAGAAGAUCUGGAACUGGUCAUUGUCUUCCCCACUACUCAGCAACUCGACUUGGAACGUUGCCGACUCCACAAAUAUGGAUGAUGAUUGCGCAACUCAAGGAAACACCCAAUGGUCAUACAACUAUGGCACAUAUAUGAUGGGCGCCGCCUAUAUGUAUAAUUAUACAAACGGGAGUUCCGAAUGGCUCUCUGCCGUCAAUGGACUCAUGAACAAAACCUUUGAUCACUUCUUCCCAACCAGCAAUGGCGGUAUUUUCGAGGAAGUCGUCUGCGAGCCUUCAGAAAGCUGUAACGACAAUGAGAUUCUUUUCAAGGGUCUCGUUUCUUCGUGGCUAUCAUUUACAGCUCUCUUGGUUCCAUCGACAUACAACACAAUUCUGCCAUACCUCCAAACCUCGGCCAAGGCUGCUGCCUUAUCCUGCACGGGACACAAUAACAACACAUGUGGAGUACGGUGGUAUCAAUCGAAAUACGACGGAUGGAUCGGCAUGGAAGAGCAAAUCAGUGCCACUAACCUCUUUGUCGCAAACAUGAUUCAAUUCGACACCAGUGGCCCGGUCACGGCAACAACGGGUGGAGAUAGUACGAGCAACCCUACACAGGGUGAGAAUGAUACGUCUUCAUCAACAACUAAACAAAGUACCAUUACGACGGGAGAUAAAGCUGGUGCUGGAAUUUUGACUGUUGUCUUUGUCAUCGGCUGGGUCGGCUUGAUGAGCUUUACAGUACUCGGAGGCUGA